UCGGGCUAUAAGCUCCUGAUAGCUACUGAAUCCAUGGCAUAUAGGUCACUGCUACCAGUCCCGUUUCUUUCCUCGCCUAUCUCUGAGCCUCCUGAAUUGUUCCUGCGUCCGCCGCAAUGGCUCCGAUGCCAGAGCUCUACCCUACCCUAAAUCAUGUCCACGAUCUCGAAGCUGCGGGGAUACAAGAUCUUCAGCAGAUCAUCCAGACUUUCCCUAUCAUCGACAAUCAUGCGCACAACAUGUUGACCGAGGAAAAUGCCUAUGGCGGCGCAGACUACCCGUUCGAGUGCAUAACGUCGGAGGCGCAUGGACAUGCCUUGACAGAUCAUGUCCACACGAGUCUGGCGCAUAUGCGCGGAAUAAAGCACUUGGCCGAGUUCUAUAAGUGUCCUGAGACCCUACAAGAUGUCAAGGCUUCGAGGUACGAGUGGAUAAGAAGGGACUAUCCGGGCUUGAUCAAAAAAUGCUUCGAGGGCACACACGCGAUCAUGAUGGACGACGGGCUGGCCCCAGAGAUAAUCCACCCUUUCAAGUGGCAUAGACAGUUCGUUCCCACGGUCUCCAGAAUCGUGCGGAUCGAAGCUGUUGCUGCCGAGUUGCUUGAACAUCUGGCUCAUGCUGCCGGUUUUAUGAGAGUUGGCCUUGACGCCGAUUGGGAUAUCAAUCAGACGGAAAGCUUUCUUGUCCGCUUCAACACAGUUUUCCGCAAUCAGAUCCGUACAUUGGCGAAUGAUCCCGACGUACGAGGGUUCAAGUCUGUCGUCUGCUACCGAACAGGUCUUGAUGUUACCCUGGAAAGCAGGACAAACUUUCGUCCUCAUCAGUCGCUGACCGAUUCGGUCCUUCUGCAGUCCUUUCAUCAUUUCCUGCAGAAAGCUGUGCGCGACCACAAAUAUCGCAUUGAGCAGAAAGAAGUCAACGAUUUCUUGGUUGUCGCAGUAUGCGAUGUCUUGGAGAAACUUGUAGACACGGACGGCGAGAAUCUACCCUUCCAGUUCCAUACUGGACUGGGCGAUAACGAUAUCGAUCUUAUCAAAGCCAACCCAGCUUACAUGCAACCCCUGAUUGAAGCUUUCCCACAAGUCGACUUCGUCAUCCUUCAUUCUUCCUACCCUUAUACGAGAGAAGCCGGCUAUUUGGCUGCUAACUUCGCCAAUGCGUGGCUUGAUAUCGGCGAAGUGUUUCCCAUGCUCUCCAGAGAUGGGGAGGAAUCGGUCCUACGACAGGCUCUUGAGUUGACCCCAAGUUCGAAAAUCUUAUGGAGCACAGAUGGACACUUUUAUCCCGAGACUUAUUGGCUUGCCAAUAAACAUUUCCGAGAAGCAUUGGAGAAAUUGUUGACUUCCUACGUUGCCGCCGGGGACAUCAGCGUCCCACAGGCGAUAGAUAUUGCGGUCGAUAUCAUGUUCUGGAACUCAAAUACGUUAUACAAGCUAGAUGAGGAACGCAGAUUCCCAGAACUUCUCCGAGCGUGUGGCAGAGAGCCUGUCGACAGUAUGAGGACUUUGGUUAAUGGAAGUUCCAAGGCUCCUUCCCUCCGGUCUACCGCUAGCACUGCUGUCGCAACUCCGGGAAUUCCAACGGCACGACCGGGACCCUCUGCGCCCACCGACAUUCUUCCAACCACAAGUCAGACCAUUGCUUUGCGAUCGGGAAGUGCAAGUGCGCCCUCUGGCCAGAGCGCAACUGCCGUCUAUGCCCAGCAUUUGACAGCUUUUGACGCCUUUCUACAAACUAAUGCUGGCAUCAAGUAUAUAUGGGUGCAACAUAUGGACUACACGGGGACGCUGCGCGUCCGAAUGGUCACGACCCAACAAUUUCGGAAGCAACUUGCCACAGGCCACAACAUGAUCUGCAGUGCUGCCCUGACACGCCUUCUGCAGGAUGACUUCGGAGCGACUGGUGCUUCGUCCACAGGAGCUUUCGUGCUUGCGCCAGACCUCUCGACACUCUCACUCAACAAGGGUAUCUCAUCACCCUCCGCCACAGUCCAGACUUGGUGGAUGGUAGAAACAGAAGACAACCUGGCACAUUGGGAUCGUUGUCCACGAUGGCUUCUACAGUCACAAUGCGAUGCAUUGAAGUCCGAGUUCAAUAUUUCAAUGUUGCUUGGCUUCGAAUUGGAAAUCAUAUUUAUGAGACCGAUCUGGAACGAGGAUAAAUCCGAUUUUGUUGAUUUUGCACCUCUGCACAUGGUGCACUCCUGGAGUAACAUGACAUACCAGCAGCUCGACAUGCUGAAUAUCGUCGAAGAGAUAGUGGAGCUGCUAGCCGAACUCGACAUACACCUUCCUCAAUUCCAUUCCGAAGCGGCACCAGGACAAUGGGAGUUUCCUCUGCCCGCACUUGAGCCGGUCAAGGCGGUGGACACCCUGUUCAAGACGAAAGACGUGAUCCGAAACGUCGCGAAGAAGCAUGGCCUAAAGGCUACUUGCUACCCGCGCCCCUUUUCAUUUACCUGCGGCAGCGCCAACCACGCACACUUCAGCAUCAACGGGCCCGGCAACAUAGUGGAGAAGUACGACGCGCCAUUCCUUGCGGGCGUGCUCGAGCAUCUCCCUGCCAUCCUCGCCUUUACCCUGCCGAUCGAAGAGUCGUACGCGAGAGUGUCACAAGGAAUUUGGGCCGGCGGCGAGUACGUCUGCUGGGGCUACGAAAACAAGGAAGUGCCGCUGCGCAAGUGCGGGCCUGGUCACUACGAGCUCAAGACCAUUGACGGGAUCGGUAAUUCGUAUCUGUCCAUGGCCGCGCUAUUGGCCGCGGGCCUGCACGGCGUUCGUCAGGACCUCAAGCUCGAGCAUAAAGACUGCGCGGGCGAUCCGACGCAUAUUGGCGAGGAAGAGAGGCAGAAAUUGGGGAUUACCACAAAACUGCCCGAUUCUCUGGACAAGAGUCUGAAAGCGCUCGAUAAGGAUAGGAUCCUUAGGCGGAGCCUGGGCUAUGCCGCAGUGGAUGACUACCUUGCUGUCACGCAGAGUUUGAUGGAAAAGCUGAGAGGUUUCGGCGAUGAAAAGAGAAGGGUAUGGUUGAUGGCGCGGUAUUAAUCGAACUUGUCGAGCGCGGCGCUGAGCGUAAGACGGGCAAAGAGUGCGUCUUACUGUAUUAACCUACUGGUGAGCGUUGGGAUAUGUGCUUGGUGCUUGGUGCUUGGUGCUUGGUUCGGACCUGGCUGUGACAUACAAGGAAUUUGGGUUUUCAAGAUGGAG
Exophiala viscosa is the source of this 3206-nucleotide messenger RNA. Its product is annotated as glutamine synthetase. Bases 117 to 3044 code for a protein of 975 amino acids. Lineage: Eukaryota; Fungi; Ascomycota; Eurotiomycetes; Chaetothyriales; Herpotrichiellaceae. The record is from RefSeq and is a predicted model, not a curated record. The transcript has a single exon. Gene Ontology annotation, molecular function: glutamine synthetase activity; hydrolase activity.